UUUCCACAGCUUUAUGCUUGCUGUCAGCCUCUUUACAACAUGUCAGCUUUCAAGAUAUAAUCUGACAGCUGUGUUGCUUCGAUGCCCUUCUUUGGACUGGAUCCUGUUUCCCUGUAGAGACCACUGUCUUUCUUCUGUAUCACAGAGCUGGGAAACACUUAUCUUGUUACCUUAUUCUCUUGUGUUACCACAUCUUAUUCUUUCUGAACAGGAAUCUUCCAGAAACAAAGUACAACAAUAUUAAGCUCAGCAAGACACCCAAGCACCAAGGAAAAACAGUUCUACACUCUGAAACAGUUAAUUUUCUGGAACAAAAUUCCUGAAAGCAGUAUGUCUCUUUUAUGUUAUAACAAGGGCUGUGGGCAAUGUUUCGAUCCAGAACAAAACUCAGAUGAUGCUUGCUCGUAUCAUUCUGGUGUUCCCAUAUUCCAUGAUGCCUUAAAGGGCUGGUCAUGUUGUAGGAAGAGAACAGUAGACUUCUCAGAGUUCCUAGCCAUCAAGGGUUGCAGGAGAGGCAGACACAGCAAUGAGAAGCCAGCAGAGACACUAAAGCCAGAAGUAACUCGAAACAAAGAGGUGCCGGAAAACAUGAUUCCCCCUAAAGAGACUGAAUUCAUUUUUAAGGGACCAAAGACAGCAGAAAUGAUGGACAAAGACAGACCAAGUCUGGAUGAACCGAUGGAGAAACUUAACCUGAAAGUGUCCAAAUCCCUUCUGCAGGCUUUGGAGCAGCUGAGACUCUCUACUGAGAACAAGCAUGAAGAAACAGAAAUUUCCAGUAAACUAACUGUAGGAACUACAUGCAAGAAUUCAGGAUGCAAGCAGACAUAUCAGGGGGCAGAAAGUAAUUCAGAUGCCUGUGUGUAUCACCCAGGAGUUCCUGUUUUCCAUGAAGGAAUGAAAUACUGGAGCUGUUGUGCAAUUCAGACAACAGAUUUCAAUGCAUUUCUUGAGCAGAAAGGUUGCACCUCUGGGAAACACACCUGGAUAAAAAAGGAGGAUAAAAAGUUUGUAACGUGCCGAUAUGACUGGCAUCAGACGGGCAGCCAGGUUGUGGUUACUGCGUAUGCAAAGAAUCCUGUGCCAGAUUACAGUGUCAUACUGGCAAAUCGUACAAUGCUUUCUAUACUAAUUGUCUUUGAAGGGAAGAAGACAUUUAAGAAGGACAUUGACCUCUGGGGAGUGAUUGAUCUAGGAAAAAGUUUUGUCAACAUGCUUCCGUCUAAGGUAGAAAUCAACCUUAAGAAGGCUGAUAAAGUGACCUGGGGCAAACUGGAACACCCAAAUCCAAGGAUCAAAGAGCAUGUGGAGGAGAACGCUGUCCAGGAAUAUAACAUUGUAGAAGAACAAAAGGAUAAUGACUGGGACAUUUCUGAUGACAGCUUGAGCUGGUCUGAAUCGGAAGAGGAAUUCAUUAAAGAAUAAUACUUUGUUGCACAGACAUUGCUUUCAGUUAAAUUCAUGCCUUGAAAAUUUUAGUAAAUGCAGCAAGCUGUGACUGAGUGGUAUGUGUAUGUGUGUGUAUGUGUACAUGUGUCUGUCUGUCUGUCUGUGUGCACAUGUCUGUGCUGGGAGAUCUGUGUCUACGCAUGAAUAAGCAAGAUAAAGGCAGACAAUUCUACAGACAGGGCAGCAGCUGUCAGUCACCCUGGAAAACUACACAGUUAUAAAAAAGAUAAGAAAUUAUUUUAUCAGUGUCUUACUUGUCUUAUAUGUAUGAAUGCAAUAUACUGAGUUUGCCUUUUUAAAGUGGCAUUGCUUAAUUUGUAUGGAAAUGCUUGCAAGUGAAGAAUAAAAUUCUGAAGAACAUUUUGCCACUA
Messenger RNA from Protopterus annectens (West African lungfish), 1820 nucleotides. RefSeq names its product cysteine and histidine-rich domain-containing protein 1-like. The record is from RefSeq and is a predicted model, not a curated record. The transcript has 11 exons. Bases 331 to 1425 code for a protein of 364 amino acids. Lineage: Eukaryota; Metazoa; Chordata; Ceratodontiformes; Protopteridae.